CUUCAAGUUCAUUUUUUUUAUAAAUAAAUUAAAAAAUAAAUAUACAAAGCACAAGUAGGAAAUAAUAUUUAACCUAAUCGUGAAACCUGCUAGCUUAGUUCGAACUCUAGACCAUCACGCGAGCAAGGUUUCUGAACGAGAGAGCCAAUAUGCAGGCGAGUGAUAGGUUUAACAUCAAUUCCCAACUUGAGCAUCUUCAAGCUAAAUAUGUUGGAACUGGCCAUGCUGAUAUGAACAGAUUUGAAUGGGCAGUGAACAUUCAGCGUGAUAGCUAUGCAUCAUAUAUUGGGCAUUACCCUUUACUUUCAUAUUUUUCUAUUGCUGAAAAUGAAUCUAUUGGAAGACAACGCUACACUUUUAUGCAGAAAAUGCUCCUGCCUUGCGGUCUGCCUCCGGAAAGAGAAGAAGACUAGAAUUAUCAUUGGGAUUACAAAAGGAUCAUUAUAGGAGAGUUUAAAGGCUAUUGACUGUUUGUUGUACUUUAUAAUCUGAUUGAAGAAUCAUAUGUUGUGUUUGUUUAGAGAUUGUUCCAUCAUUUUUUCUUCAGUUUGUAGUUCCUUUAGUUUGGCUGUUAUUAUUGUAUGAAGCCUCUGGAAACUAAGAUCAAGAGACAUUGAGUUGCAAAAAAGUUUGUAUUUUUAAUGAAUUUUAGUGGACAUAUUAUAAGAUUUAUAACAUCGGAAUUAGGGGUUUACUUUAA
Molecule: messenger RNA, 700 nt
Organism: Lathyrus oleraceus (garden pea)
Lineage: Eukaryota; Viridiplantae; Streptophyta; Magnoliopsida; Fabales; Fabaceae
Exons: 4
Coding region: 150-413 (87 amino acids)
Biological process (GO): mRNA splicing, via spliceosome
Cellular component (GO): U2 snRNP; precatalytic spliceosome
Source: RefSeq, a predicted model, not a curated record